AUGGCCGCGGGGCACAACCAUGUCCCACCGCUCGCCAUCUCGCUACUUCCGCCACCGCCGCCACCGCCGCCAUCACUAUUACACGGCCAACAAUCCACCGCGUCCGCCGCCCUGCCGCAUCAAGCUCCACCUACUACCUCGACGCUGCCAACACCUGCUGCGCUACCACAUUCGCCCGAGUCGCCAGAUUUAUCCGUCUCGCCGUCUGCUUCUUCGUUGGCGUCGUUAGCCUCGAGCAAUGUCACAAAGCCUCUCUCCACCGAUGAGGAAGUGCAUCACCGAUGCGACUUCGGUUACCCGUCACAGCUUGAACCGCGUCAUGCUGAUGGCACACACAACCCAUCUUCACACGACAUGGGCAUAUUUCUCGAAGAGGAGCGGCUCGGGCCAGACUUGUCCAGGCUGGGCGAUUUCCCAGAUGCCUCGCUCCCGAGUCCGGAAUGGCCUUCCGAUCAUACUCCUCUUCUCCAGGAACCUGGGCCGGGACUUCCCGAGGAUUUCAGACGGUCCAUAAAGAUCAUCAAGUCGAGCGGCGGUCACGAAACGACCCAUGUGGCCCAGUUGCUCGUCGAUACUGGCAGCGAAGAGAACCUGAUUGCUCGCGCUCUCGUGGACCAUCUACGCCUCAAGUCUUGCCGCAUCAAGGCCCCCUUCGGAACACGGCUGUUCGCCAAGCUGUUUUUCUGGACCCGGUCCGCAAAGGACCUGAAGGCGGAGAAACUUCGAGCUGUGGAUGGAGCCGUGGUGCGCGGACAGGAUUCCAAAGUAACGAUCCGAUGGUCUGGCGACAACAAUCCAAGCAUUCGGAACCCGGUGAUAACCUUCCGUCCAACCACCUUCACCACCACGCACUUGGUAGUGGACAAUUGCGUAGCCGAUGUAGUCCUUUCCUGGAACGAAGCUCGUAACCAAGGCCUUCGCACGCCUUACGCCGGGGCGUCGGGUUAUUAUCCAAAACCUCCCACGGCAGAGAAGAGCAAGUCAUCCCAUGUUAGAUGCCCCAAGGUCUGGGAUGACUACGCUGCGAGAAAGGCCCAAAAAGACGCAGAUCGAAGACAGGGGCGCGGGCACGCUACUGAUCAAUCGUCUGACAAGUCGGGUCCUUCGAGCACUCAACCACAGUAA
Molecule: messenger RNA, 1125 nt
Organism: Diplodia corticola
Lineage: Eukaryota; Fungi; Ascomycota; Dothideomycetes; Botryosphaeriales; Botryosphaeriaceae
Exons: 2
Coding region: 1-1125 (374 amino acids)
Source: RefSeq, a predicted model, not a curated record